AUGAACAAUGCUGACGACUUCUACGGCUACAGUGACGAAGACGAGGAGUUGGUGAUGGGGGACGACGACGACGACGACGACGACGACGAGGGGUGGCAGGACCAGGAGGAGGACGACAUCCCGCCGCGGCGGUCCCCGGAGAUUUGGGCCAUUAAGAAGGACUCUCUUUCGGUGGCGCAGCAACAAGACCUGUCCAUGGUGAUGGGCCUGUUCAACAUAAAGCAGCACCACGCUCGUGCUCUUCUCAUCCACUACCGGUGGAACACCGAUUGCCUCGGUGACCACCUGGAGAGGAAAGGGCAAGAACGCAUGCUCAUGGAGGCAGGCGUCGUGCUACAGCAACAGGAGACGAGCAGCAGCAGCAGGCCUUCUUCACGAAGCAGGGUGCUCUGCGAGGUGUGUUUCGAGGACUUCUCCCCGCGCCACGUCUCCAGCAUGGACUGCGGCCACUCCUUCUGCAACGACUGCUGGACGCAGCACUUCGUCGCCGCGCUCGACCUCGGCAAGAAACAGAUCCCGUGCAUGGCGUUCAAGUGCCCCGCCAUCUGCGACGAGGCCAUGGUGCAGCGCCUUCUGUCCCACAGGGACCCCGCGGCGGCCAAGCGGCUCCACGACUUCCUCCUCCAGUCGUACGUGGACGACAACAGCGCCGUGAAGUGGUGCCCCAGCGUCCCGCACUGUGGCAACGCGAUCCGCGUGGACGCCGCCGACGAGGUGGAGCCGCUGUGCGAGGUGCGGUGCCCCUGCGGCGUCAGUUUCUGCUUCCGGUGCGCGGCGGCCGCGCACUCGCCGUGCCCGUGCGCCAUGUGGGAGCGCUGGGAGGCCAAGAGCCACGGCGAGGCGGAGAACGUCAAGUGGCUGCUCGCCAACACCAAGAGCUGCCCCAAGUGCUUCAAGCCCAUCGACAAGAUCGACGGCUGCAACCUUAUGACCUGCAAAUGCGGCCAGCAUUUCUGUUGGCUGUGCGGCGGCGCGACGGGGUUGGCUCACACAUGGACUAGCAUCAACAACCACAGCUGCAACCGCUUCGAGAAGGAGGAGAAGAGGAAGGUGGACGACGCCAGGCGGCAGGUGCGGCGCUACGAGCACUACUACCAGCGGUUCCACGCCCACGACUUCUCGUACAAGGCGGAGCGCAACAAGCUGGGGCCGGCCGUCGCCGACCGCGUGCUGAAGCUGGAGUGGAGCGGCGUCCUGACCAGGGACGCGGCGUGGUUGACCGACGCGCACCGGAGCCUGCUGCGGUGCCGCCAGGUGCUGGCGCGCUCCUACGUGUUUGCCUACUACAUGUUCGACGCCGAGGCCACGCCGACGCGGCGGCGGGAGCCGGGGAGCCAGUCCAUGGCGCAGAAGCAGGCGCUGUUCGAGGACUACCAGCAGCAGGUGGAGGGCAACGUGGAGCGGCUGUCCAAGCUGCUGGGCACAGACGUGCCUGAGCUGCCGGAGGCGGAGAUCCUGCAGGCGAAGCAGGACGUCACCAACCUCGUCCGGGUCGUCGAGGCGCACUGCGGGAAGAUGUACGGCUGCAUCCAGGACGAGCUGCUGCCGAUGCUCGUGGAGCCCAUGUCCAUCGCGGCGUACCAGCCGGGCGGCCCCAGCAAGGCCAACGAGUUGCCAGCUUGA
This is a messenger RNA of Miscanthus lutarioriparius, 1623 nucleotides long. The record is from the annotation of a GenBank genome assembly. NCBI's taxonomy places the organism in Eukaryota, Viridiplantae, Streptophyta, Magnoliopsida, Poales, Poaceae.